UCGGGUUCAAUCUGUACCCUUGGAGUUGAAAGAGUUGCACAAGCUGGAACGCCUAAUUUUCUUAACUGAGCAAUCUCAAACUGAAUUUUUCAGCCCUCAAGGUGGUCAAGUGCCCCUUCCGUGGCACGAGGGUGCCAGGGCUACAGUCGUCUUCGACUGUGCCAUGCUCACCUGGCAGUGGCUCGCCAGUGUCUGUCGCCUCGCGACUUUCACACGGGACAUGUGCUCGUUCAUAUUACUUGUUUUCUGCGAGCGCCACGGUGCCGGCAUGAUGUGCCACAUUGCAGAUGAAUUGAGUUCAUGCUGUGACGUCAUUCGGCAUGUCAUUCGCUUCAGCGCCUGCGCUGUGUUCGACUGUUGGGCCAAGCUGUUGAUUAGUUCGUUUUCAGCCAGUUCAAAGUUUACAUCCAUCCAUCUUCAGGCAUGUCUCCUCACUCCUCGCAUCCAUGUUCUCCUCGCUUUUGCUUCUGGCAGUUCUGAGUUGGCGUCGAUUCAGCCAGUCGCUCAGUAUGCACCGCCUUCGUCCCUCCUCAUCCCUCCUAUGGUCGACGCCCCGACUGUAAUCAACCACCGUGGUGGGAGUAUGAGGGAGGAGCUGCAGCUGCUGCUCACGGCCGUCAUGCUCUGGCGGGUCGGCUCGACACGCCGCGUUGCCGCUCUGCUCUCCUCUUUCUCUCUCUCUCUCUCUCUCUCUCUUCUGUGUCAGAGCUCUGUGCGGGUGGGAAGCAGCAACAAUCCACCGACCUUCACACACACGCACUCACGCCUGCUAUUCUCGAUCCGCCGUUCUGCUCCCCGUUCCGCCAGAGCACCAGCGGCCGGCCAGCGCUUCCAAGCGGCCUCGCUCCCGCCCCUUCCCGCCCAUCCCCCAGCUUCACCGUGCUGCCUUCUGCUCCUCUCCGGGCUGACGGACGGUGAGGCCCCAUGCAGCGGGCUCGGGGAGAUUCAGAGCGACGUGCGGCGUGCGGCCUCGCUUUCACGUCCAGGUGCGGCAUCCGAACCAUACAUUGCGAGUCGAUCAGCCUCGAUACGCUUCGACCUGGGCAUUUAUCCUUCCGCCUCUUCUUCUUCUCUUCUUCUUCUUCUUCUUCUUCUCCUCGUCUUCCUCCUUCAGUUCCGUCAGUUCCGUCGAGGCUUGGAUUGCUCGGCUUUUGACUUGAGGUCGCAACGUGCCGGAGGGAGAAUCAUCUUUGAAUCUCCUUGUGAGGUUCAAUAUCUCAUUUCGACAAUGGUCACAUGUUUUAAAGUGGAUGACGUCAUUUCUCUUUGCCUGCAAUUUGGAGCAGAUUUGAGCCUACGGGUUGAAUCUGUCCUCACGUCGCCUCCUCCUCCUCCUCCUCCUCCUCCUCCUCCUCCUCCUCCUCCUCUCCCUCCAUUCGGCUCCGCCUCCUACGUCCACCAUCCAUCUGCCUCCUCCCUCCUCAUCUGCGAGACCGGGCGCACCACCUGCCGGCGCGAUGCCUGCCGCGGUCCUCAGAUGAGGCCUUUUCUGUUGCUUAUACUAUCUCGCGCAGGCCGUCCAGCGCAUUCGUGCGGUGCGCCUGUUUGGGCGAGGUGUCCACCGGCGCGCGCAUAGUGGCCCUUGCGCCAGUCAUGUGGGCGAAGUGUCCACCGGAGCCCCAAGAGCUGCUACCCUCCAGUUGCAGUACAUGCCAGUUUCCUGGAGAGGCGUCCACAGAAAACCCCCAAAUGGCUCCCCUAGGCAUUGCGGUGCGCCCGCCAGUGUGGGCGAGGUGUCUAAUGGCUUUCGGUUUGCACUCUGGUGCGCCAGCGUGGGCGAGGUGUCCACCGGCGCUCCAAGACUUGCUCCCCAGUCAUUGCAGUGCGACAGUUUUUUAUGGAGAGGCGUCCACAUGCCCCCAGAACGGCUCUUCCAGGCACUCUGGUGCGCCAGUGUGGGCGAGGUGUCCACCGGCGCCCCCAGGAGUGGCUCCCCCAGGCAUUGCAGUGCGCCAGUGUGGGCGAGGUGUCCACCGGUGCACCCAGGGUGGCUUCCCCUGGCAAUGC
Messenger RNA from Prorocentrum cordatum, 2007 nucleotides. The record is from the annotation of a GenBank genome assembly. NCBI's taxonomy places the organism in Eukaryota, Dinophyceae, Prorocentrales, Prorocentraceae.